This is a messenger RNA of Syngnathoides biaculeatus (alligator pipefish), 2210 nucleotides long. It is a transcript of the gene rassf2a, whose product is annotated as Ras association domain family member 2a. The coding region runs from base 203 to 1171 and encodes 322 amino acids. Gene Ontology annotation, biological process: regulation of non-canonical NF-kappaB signal transduction; positive regulation of JNK cascade; signal transduction. The transcript has 10 exons. Gene Ontology annotation, cellular component: nucleus; cytoplasm. Lineage: Eukaryota; Metazoa; Chordata; Actinopteri; Syngnathiformes; Syngnathidae. The record is from RefSeq and is a predicted model, not a curated record.
UCCGAAUCGGAGCACCGCAAGCCGGCCACACCGAGCAACGGCGACGUGCCGGGGGGGGGGGUUCGGACGAACCGAGCGGCGGAACGGCUCCACUCCCCCGUGACACCGGCGGCUCGCGUCAAAAGGUCAGACGGAAGAACCGGAACCGAACGUGUGGAGGCUUCCGUCGUCGUAGUUUGGGCGCCGCUCGUGCAGUCUGACCAUGGACGGCACUCGCGAUGGGGUUCGGGUCGGAGAGAACAAGUUCAUCAGCAAGGCGACCAUCCUCUCGCAUCUGAAAACGUACAACCUUUACUAUGAAGGGCAGAAUCUGCAGCUCAGGCACCGAGAGGAAGAGGGGGAGCUGAUCGUCGAGGGCCUCUUGAAUAUCUUUUGGGGCCUGCGGCGACCGAUCAGGCUUCAGAUGCAGGACGACCACGAGCGCAUCCGACCGCCUCCCUCCUCCACGUCCUGGCACUCGGGUUGCAUUCUGGACAGUCACGGCGCAGACGGUCAACAGAAGCCACACGCGACUCCGCCCGCCGUGGAGGUGACGCCGCCCGACAACCAAUCGGAAGACAACGGCGCGAUGGAGCACGCGGAAGAGGAAAGCGAGAACUCGGCUCAGCUCCUCAGAACCAAGAGCGACGCCGGGGUCCUGAGGCGGGCCCACCGCCGCUCACCCAGCGACCAGAGGAAGAUCCGACGCCAUCGCUUCUCCAUCAAUGGGCACUUCUACAACCACAAGACGGCCGUGUUCACGCCCGCUUUCGGCUCGGUGACCAACGUCCGCAUCAACAGCUGCAUGACGACGCCGCAGGUCUUGAGAGUUCUCCUCAACAAGUUCAAGAUCGAAAACAGCCCGGAUGACUUUGCGCUCUACCUGGCCCACGCCAGUGGAGAGCGAGUGAAGCUGAAGCGCAGCGACUUCCCUCUGGUUUUGAGAGUCUUGCAGGGUCCAUGUGAGCAGGUGUGCAAACUGUUCCUCAUGGAGGAGGACCUGGGAGAAGAAGUCACUUACGAUGUGGCGCAGUAUAUCAAGUUUGAGAUGCCCGUGCUGCAGAGCUUCAUCACCAAGCUGAAGGAGGAGGAGGACAGGGAGGUGCAGAAGCUGAGGAGAAGGUACAACGUCCUGCGCUGCAUCCUCGAGAAGCAGCUGGGCUGCCUCCCCGAGGGUCCCGCAUGCAUGUGAACGGCGACGCGUGGGACGACCGCAGGCUCCGAAACGCGUCUCGGAGCGACCGUUUGGUACGCCGUCCGCGGCCAUUUUGCAGCGCAAAACGUGACUCAGGGAAGCUGACGAACUCGUCAUCAUCGGGCACCGAUUGGCCGGCCCGCCAUUUUUUUUUUUUUUUUUUUUUUGGAAAUAACGGAUCGUCUCAUUUGGAGCCUUUCCGAGCAGACUUUGCGCGAGAGGCAGGACACGCCCUGGGGAACCUUCAGAGAACCGAAGUCCCUGAAGAAAAUGACACAAGCCCAAAGGGGACAUACAGCCCAUAUUCAAACCCCGGCCUGUUGACUGUGACCCGGGCCUGUUAACCACUAGGCCACGCCGAUUGUCUCGAGCCUGUUUCAAGCACAAGCAUCGUGUCAAGUGCCUGCUAAAAAAAAGCUUCCUCUUUACCCACAAUGCACUGGGCAGCUUUUUGCAGGGGGUACUCCGAAAUAACGUACGCCCUCAUUCAAAUAAAUGAAAAAUGAUGAAUGUCAUGUUGACACGUUGAAAGCACAACCCAAGACCGCUCGUGUGUGUGUGUGUGUGUGUGAUCCACACACGCUCAGAGCGCAAGUGGAAGUAGUUCAGUAAAGGUGCUGCACGCCACGUAGACAGACAGAAGGCCAGACGGCAUCAAGUUGGGUCGUCCUUGUCUGUUAUGAAAUAAUGGUCGCCGAGCACAAAACCCUUAAGCCGCUUAAAGGUGUCCACUACGCGCGCUGCCCGCAGAGGACAUAUUUUAGUGGUUUGGUAGGUAUCUUUUUUUUUUUUUUUUACUGUUUUUACCUGUUAGUGUAGUUGUUCCAGUCCGUGCAAAUGAGUGAACGUCAUUGUGAGCAGGUGCAUGCUUUGUUGCAAAACUUUUUUUUGAUUUUUUUUUUUUUUUUUUGGAUGACUUCUUAGUUAAAGUAAACGAAAUGUUGAGUCUUUCCUAUGUGAACAAUUCAUAAUGACGUGAAAAUGUAGGGCUGAGGUGGUUGAGUAAUGAUUGUAAUUUAAUUAAAAAGAGUUUUGA